This is a messenger RNA of Marchantia polymorpha subsp. ruderalis, 3731 nucleotides long. The record is from the annotation of a GenBank genome assembly. NCBI's taxonomy places the organism in Eukaryota, Viridiplantae, Streptophyta, Marchantiopsida, Marchantiales, Marchantiaceae.
AAGCCCCGAGCGAAGCCCCGACAGAGCCCCCUGGAUAACGCGAGCGGGAGCCAUGGCAGGAGGCAGAGGUGGAAUUCUGGACGAUGAAUUCCGCAUUCGAUUCGAAGGCGCAGCGCAGCAUCGAUGAGGUGAGAUCAGCAGCAGCCGAGGAGCCAAUUUCCCGUGACUUUGGCGGACAGUCUCGGUGGUUCACAGGCAAGCUCGCAAACUUCGUGCUGGUGGUGGUGGUGGAGAUGAGCGGAGGGUUUAGGGUUCAAGACCAAGUCCAAACGAUGAAAGAUCGUCUGGACACUUGUUCGCCAUGACACUGACAGUGGUUCGAACUUGUUCUGAUUGAAAGUGGCAAAUGUUCGACGUGGUGUCACCGAAGUGGAAUGGAAUGGUAUGGAUUUGGUCGGAUGACGUUCGAGCUUGAGUGUGCUUCCUCGGCUUGGAGAAGGAAGGACGCGUUGACAGGUUGGGAGCGACCGAGGAGCACAGUUGUUGUUGAUUCUGGGCGGGGUUGUGAUUGUGUGAAGGAUUGUAAAGCUGGUAGAGCCGAGGGAUCCGACGCAUCGUCAUCCUGGUGGUUGUGCCCGGGGCCAUGUGAUUCCGGACUCAGUCAAAAUUCCGAAUAAUUCAGAUUGGGGCCCGAUGGAUCAUGUAACAUGGAUUGACUUUUGAGGUGGGGAUUCGCGCUAGUGAUUCGCCUGGUUGAUUGCAAGGCCAGCGGUUCCGUACUCGGGGUGGUAUCUUGUAGAGCAAGAUGGCACCUUCAGCUUCGCUUCAGUUCCUUUCGUUUUCGAGCUCCGUGGGUACACUGCAGCGAAGUUUAUCGGCGAAUUUCUUGCCUCAAGCGUCUACAUCCUCCUUGCGCUUGCACACUUGUAGAUGCAAUUCGGAGGAGUUGAGCCCGAAAGAAUUGCAUCAUCUCAGGAAGAAGAAAGAGCGGAAGGUAUUGAGGAAGAUGAAGAAAGUCAUGCUAGAGGAGAAACGGUUGGAAGAGCUGGCGAGAUUACCUGUUGUGAGGCCGAAUUAUGCGAUUGCUAGAUUUGAAAGUAGCAAGCCUCUCGAGGGCUGGAACAAGCCUCGAAAAAAGAAAACUGCGGCUACAAAUCAACAUACUGCAGAAUUGGCUCUGCCCGAGAGUGGCCAGGAAAAUUCAAGUGAAGAAACUUGGUCUAGUACGUGGAGUGAAUUUGAAGCGGUUUAUGAAGAUCGUGUGAGGAGCACAAUUGUGGGGUAUGGUGUGUCAAGCCAAACAGAUCAAAUUGAACGGCAAGCUAGUGGUUUCAUCGAAAAUCAGGAGUCACAGGAAUACGUUCUACACUCUGUAGCCGACAGAAAUGUCUUCGAAAUUGACGGCGAAAUCAAAGACAGAAAAGCAGAGGCCGUAAACGGUGAAACAGAUAAUAGUUCGAGAGAUGCACUCGGUUUCCCAUAUAAUCUUUUAGAUAAGCAGGAUAGAAUUUUUUCCGAGGAUGAAGACACUAGCUUUAAGGAUUUGGACAAUUUUUCUAGCGGGAACGUAGUAGAGGAGGAAAGAACUCAAUUUAGGAGGAAAACUGCAAGGGUCGAAAUUGGACAGCGGAAUGGAGUUCCUAUAUAUCUGUCUGCGGAAGAUGAUGAUGGUCGAGACAGGCGGAAAAUGCGUCGAGAUGAUAUGAAUGAAACUAAACAACUUGAGUGGCUUGCAAAACAGUUAAACAAUGUAGGGACACGCACAGAUGGAGUUCAUUUUUCCAGGCUAAUGCGCAGUGGGGGUCUCAAAAUCACCGAUGGACGAGCUGUUGUUCUUCUGCAAAUGUUAGGAGCGCGAGGAAACUGGCGGCGUGCAAUGCAAGUAGUUCAAUGGUUAUCAACCCGGAAUCAAUAUCCACAAACUAAAAGCAGGUAUGUAUUCACAACGUUAUUAGCUGUUUUGGGGAAGACUAGAAGGCCAUUUGAAGCCUUGAAAGUAUUCAAAACCAUGCUUGAGGAAACAUCAAUUUAUCCAGACAUGGCUGCGUAUCACUCUAUCGCUGUCACUCUUGGUCAAGCAGGUUUCUUAGAAGAACUUUUGGAUCUUAUACCAAGCCUUCGAAAAGGACCAAGAAGCACCAAGUACCUUCUUAACUUGAAGAACCAUGGUGCCCUAUCUCCUGACAUUAUUAUAUUCAAUGCGGUAUUGAAUGCUUGUGUUUCGCACAAGGAUUGGAAGUGCGCCCUGUGGGUUCUAGAUGAAAUCCGAAGAGAAAAGUUGCACCCAAACUCUGCUUCUUAUGGUCUUGCAAUUGAGGUGAUGGUUAAAGCUGGCAAAUUGAAUCUUGCCUUUGAGACGUUAGAGAUUAUGGAGCAGUCUGGUUGCUACCCCAACAGCCUAACUUACAAAGUCUUGGUGGAGGGCCUUGGUCGAGCAAGAAAACCAGAUGCAGCAGUUGCUCUGGUCAAAAGAAUGGAACAGCGUGGUAUGGUGGCCACAUCUGGAGUCUAUUUUGCACUAGCGUCAACCCUCUGCAUGUCUGGCCAAUGGAAAGAAGCUGUUUUACAGGUUGGACGACUAGCUGAACUGUCAGAUAGACCAUUAGUAGCAACAUACACAGGGCUUAUCACUGCAUGUGAAAAAGCCGGACAUUGGGAAGAUGCGAUAUCCGUGUUUCAAUACAUGCAACAAGUCUGUGCACCGAAUAUAGGCACAUACAACGUCAUGAUUGCACUUUACGGCCGUCACAAUCUUUUUCGAGAGGCGAAACGUCUGUAUGAUAGACUCAAAUUGGGGAGAUUAAGCCCCAGAAAGAUGUAUAAGAGUGCCGCGCUUCUGGCACCAGACAUGUUCACAUAUGAUGCAAUGUUGGGAGCCUGCGCUGUUUGUAGUGAGUGGGAAAGUCUGGAAUCAACCUAUCAAGAGAUGCUUUCACAAGGUUACGAGCUCACUUCCAAGAGGCAUACCUGGAUCCUAGAAGCCCUUUCAAAGUCUGGGAAGCACGAUCUGGUUGAGGCCAUGUUUACCCGAAUAUUAAGCAAAAAUGAAACUGUACCAUCUGAGAUCUACCGAAUCAUCACCUGCUCUUGCAUUCUGGUAAGACGGGACGAGGAAGCUUUCAGCUAUUUGGCGGAGAUGGUGAAACAAGGUAUGAGUAUCAGCAGCAAACAACUGCAAAAGUUUCAGGAGGUGGCAUGUUCACUCGCCGAUGAUGAGAGAGAAGAGUUUUUGAACCUACUGGAUCAAUUGCAAGUUUCUGGUGACUUCCCAUUUGAGGCAUCUGGCAAGCCUGUCACCGGAAGUGAUCAAUCUUCGUUCAAUAACCGGAACACUUAUCAAGAGUUGCAGGCUUCCAUGAUGACACACGAGAGAGGCAGGACGUCUUACCGAAGGGAAGCAACAACAUUCAUAAUGGACAGAAACGCUGUUGCACAUAGCACGGUCGCAUCCAAGACAGUCCGCGCCGACUUUGUGAGUGCGGAACGCAACAAAGACGUCGACAUCUCAAAUUAUCCUGCCCAAAAGAAAAAGAAAGUCAAAGUCAAGAAGCCUGUUUACAAACCUGAUCCGGAGCUCCCAGAUUGGGAGCUUCUGUGGACAGCUGCAGAUCAUGUGCAACGAGAUCUGCCGGAUUCCUCUUUGUGUGAAUAGACUACUUACUCUCGGGGAGAUCAAUAUUGUUUCAUACUGAAUCUCUGUACAUUUAUUCAAUCACCAACGAAAUAAAGGUCGAUCCGUGUGCAAUGCGUAUCUUAGGCUCUCUUUGCGCACAAAGUAUCUUCUAGUCGAC